Messenger RNA from Nelumbo nucifera (sacred lotus), 1653 nucleotides. Its product is annotated as triacylglycerol lipase OBL1. NCBI's taxonomy places the organism in Eukaryota, Viridiplantae, Streptophyta, Magnoliopsida, Proteales, Nelumbonaceae. The record is from RefSeq and is a predicted model, not a curated record. Gene Ontology annotation, molecular function: triacylglycerol lipase activity. Gene Ontology annotation, biological process: lipid metabolic process.
CGCAUAAGUAUUGUUUUGAGGGAAUCGUUUGUUUUUGUUUUUUGGGUUGGGACUUGGGACAAGGCACCAGAGUCAGUCAGACCCGGGAGUCGCGUUCUUUCAUCUUUGUUGCCUGCCCGGCUCCCCCUCCCUCUGAGAGAAAGAAUGGCGUGCAAUGAGGAGGAUUUUUGUAGUAAUCGUCUGGUUUUGAAACCGGAAGAAGCAGGGCUGGUCGAUCUCAUCUACCUUUUAUGGUCCUCUAACAUAGAGAAUAGAAGAUUUGUGGACUACUCGGAAGAAACGAGGAUAACAGAGUUCCGACGUCGGUGGCUCAUUUUCAUCUCUGUCCUUUUACAAAAAAUUCUGCUCUCAAUAGCUAAGCCCCUGUCUUGGGUUGGCUCGCUGUUUGAGAAAUGGCUUAACCUUUUGUCAAGCAACCGCGAUUUGGCCGUGCUCUUGCUAAAUCUAUUGAGAGGAAAUGUAGUGAUACCUGAUGAAACAUCAGCAACUUUUAAAUCAAGCGUGGCGUGUAUAGACUGGCGAGUGGAAUUGGAUAAAAGCAUCACACCUGAAAAUAAAAAAUACCAUGCAACACUAUCCAUAAUGGCUGCUAAACUGAUCUACGAAAAUGAAGCCUUCAUUGCAUCCAUAAUCAGAGAUCAUUGGAAGAUGGAGCUUCUGGGUUUCAACAAUUUCUGGAACUAUUAUCAGAAUGUGCCUUCAACACAGGCCUUGAUAUUGGAGGCUGACCCCAAGUUGAUGGUGGUAUCGUUUAGAGGCACGAGACCUUUUGACGCAGAGGCAUGGCGAACGGAUGUUGACAUGUCCUGGUAUGAACUCCCUAACGUGGGAAGGGUCCAUAGUGGCUUCAUGAAAGCUCUGGGUCUACAGCAAUCGGGUUGGCCCAGAGAGAUUGAGCAAGGGGAUGACCAACAACAUCCCUUUGCUUAUUAUGCCAUUAGAGAAAAGUUGCGGAAGCUACUGAAGAACAACCAUGGAGCAAAGUUCAUUGUGACAGGUCACAGCUUGGGUGGUGCUUUAGCCAUUCUGUUCCCGCUAGUACUGGCAUUGCACCAGGAAGACUGGAUGUUGAAGAGGUUGGAAGGAGUGUACACGUUUGGGCAGCCUAGGGUUGGGGAUAAGCAGCUUGGAGAGUUCAUGGAAACACAGCUGCGCUCUCAUGGUGUCAGGUAUCUAAGGUUUGUCUACAGCAAUGACAUGGUGCCUAGGUUGCCCUAUGAUGAUUCUACUCUCAUGUUCAAACACUUUGGAACCUGUAUCUACUUUAAUAGCUUCUACCAAGGCCAGAUUUUGCGGGAACAACCAAAUAAAAAUUACUUUUCGGUGUUGAUGGCGAUACCAAAAAUCAUAAAUGCAUUUUGGGAGCUGAUCAGAAGUUUCAUCAUUCAAUUCACAAAUGGGCCUGAUUAUAAGGAAGGCUGGUUUUUGAGAUUGUUUAGGGUAAUAGGAUUGGUAGUCCCAGGAUUACCGGCUCAUUUCACUCAAGAUUAUGUCAAUGCCACCAGAUUGGGAUCUUCCAGUUUAUAUGAUUACCUCUGUGAUCUCAAAGCUGAGUAAAACUAGAAAACCAUCCAUCUAUACUACCUAUAAAAGAGCAGAAUGUUCCUUUUUUCUGGAUUUUUCAAUGGACAUCUUUUAUCUUUUGUCUAAGUA